AUGCCCCCAAAACCUACAUUCGUCCUCGUUCCAGGCGCAUGGCACCGGCCAGACUAUUUCGCCCAGAUCAGAGCAUACCUCUCAGACCACGGAUACCCCUCCGUGGCAGUCACGACGCCAACCGUGGGGUCAGACCCGCCGGCCACCACAAUGGACGUCGACACCGAUGCCGUCGCCGCAGCGGUGGGAGAGGUGCUGGACGCCGGUAAAGACGUGAUCUUGAUGAUGCACUCGUACGGUGGCGGGCCCGGCACGGAGGCCACGGGGAAGAUCGCCGAGGAGCUCCUCCGGGCCGGCCCGGGAGAGGGCAAAGGCAAGAUCAAGAGGCUCAUCUACGUUGCCGCAUUCAUCCCGAUUGAAGGCCAGCCUUUAGGGUCGCCGGCUUCGGUGGUCCCGGGGUUUGUGCCUGUAUAUAUAGAUGUUGGUCAGGACGGAAAUACCACCUGCAAUGAGAAGGCACUUGAGUGGAUGUACGACGGCUUGCCAGAGGAAGAGCAGCAAAAGCACUUCAAGGCACUUCUCUCACAUCCAUUGGCACCGUUCAUUGAACCACGCAAGUAUGUUGGGUGGAGGUAUGUACCGUCAACCUACGUGUACGCCGUCAAGGACAAGCCAGUUCCUCUGCAGUUCGCCGAGCACAUGGUGAAGCAGGCUCAAAAGGAGGAUGCCAGACAGGGCGGAGUCCAGGCUUUUGCAGGUGAGCUAGGGGAGGUCUACAUGGACUGUGGGCACUGUGCCAUGUUCUUGGUCCCUGAGAAGGUGAAGGAGCUAGGCAAGAUUUUAGUAGCUGCUGCGGAGGAGUCCUGA
Diaporthe amygdali is the source of this 807-nucleotide messenger RNA. RefSeq names its product prolyl aminopeptidase. The transcript has 2 exons. The record is from RefSeq and is a predicted model, not a curated record. NCBI's taxonomy places the organism in Eukaryota, Fungi, Ascomycota, Sordariomycetes, Diaporthales, Diaporthaceae. Bases 1 to 807 code for a protein of 268 amino acids.